AUGAACAACAUAAAGGUUUUCGACAGGAAACGAAGAAAAGCGGAUAAUAAUCAGGCAUACAUUGAACGGCGAAGGCAAAUAGGAGAUGGUGGACGGAAAAAGGCGAUAAAGAUUGCAUCUUUGUACAGAAAUAUUGUUGGGUGCCUGAAACCUGAUGAGUGCUUCGAGUUCUCUCACUCGUUCUCUGUGAUUUGUCUUGUUCUUGUUGUGGACUAUAGCAUGUGUGUGUGUUGUACUGCUGAAGAGUUGGUGCUUGGUAGGGACUACGGAGGACCAAACGGAAUCGGGUCGCAACGGGCACCAUGUGUAUUACCUGUGUCACUCACUGCAUUCUAA
Striga asiatica is the source of this 336-nucleotide messenger RNA. Lineage: Eukaryota; Viridiplantae; Streptophyta; Magnoliopsida; Lamiales; Orobanchaceae. The record is from the annotation of a GenBank genome assembly.